Molecule: messenger RNA, 2341 nt
Organism: Medicago truncatula (barrel medic)
Lineage: Eukaryota; Viridiplantae; Streptophyta; Magnoliopsida; Fabales; Fabaceae
Product: KH domain-containing protein HEN4
Exons: 7
Coding region: 213-2003 (596 amino acids)
Molecular function (GO): RNA binding
Source: RefSeq, a predicted model, not a curated record
AACACACAGAAUAACACUAAAAACAAAAUCAAUCCUUCACAAUACCCUUUUCAUUCCAUUUCAACUUUCUCACUCUAUUUCAUUUUCAUUCCCAAACAAAUCUCCUUUUCACCAUGAAAAUUCCUCAAAUCAUCACAACCCAUUAACGUUAACUUCAUCAAAACGCAAAACCCAUUUCAAAAGUCACAAACUUUUUACAAUUUCGUUCAAAAAUGCAAGACCCCACUUUCUCCGCCGCCGUUGAAACCACCGAUCACCACCACCCACAACCACCGUUGAAACGAAACAACCGAAAACGACCCGUUUUCAAACUGCUACCGGGUCAGAUCGCGUUUCGUUUGGUCUGUCAUUCGUCAACGGUUGGUGGGUUGAUCGGAAGUUCAGGGUCAAUCGUUUCUCAGCUCCGGCGAGAGACCGGAUGCAAAAUCCACUGCGAGGAUGCGGUGGUUGGGACUGAUGAUAGGGUUAUUUUGGUAAUUGGGUCGAUGUCGGAUCGAAAAGGGAUUGUUUUGGGUGAUAGGGAGAUGGAGGUUUCUAAUGCACAAGAAGGUGUUGUUAGGGUUUUUGAUAGGGUUUGGGGGCUUGAAAGUGAGAAAGGGGGAAAUGGUGAAGUUUAUGGGAAAUUGUUGGCACAUAGUUCUCAAGUUGGUGCUAUUGUUGGGAAAGGAGGGAAGAAUAUAAGUAAUAUUAGGAAUAAUAGUGGUUCUAAUAUUAGGGUUUGUCCUGCUCCACAUUGUGCUGCUAAAGAUGAGGAGUUAAUUCUUAUAACUGGUGAAAGUUUGGCUGUAAAGAAAGCACUGAUUUAUGUAUCUUAUUGUCUUCAAGAUUGUCCACCGAUGGGAAAAGUAUCUUUGAACACGCCGCCAACUAUUAACUCGUCUGAUAGGUCAACCUCUUACACACAUGAGGAUCUUUUUCCUCACCUUAAUUCAUGGUUACCUUCAAUGGAAGGUUUAUCUAUAAACGAUGCUUCAAAACAGACAACAAACGCUAACGGAAACUCUAGCCUUGACUCAAAAGGUUCUGGACACGCAGUUGUUUUCAGACUCCUUUGCUCUAACAACGUAGCUGGUAGUGUUAUCGGCAAAAAAGGGUCUAUAGUCAGAACUUUUGAAAUCCGAACUGGUGCUUCUAUUGUCUUUGCCCCUCCUUUAGGUCAGUAUGAAGAGCGCAUCGUCACUAUUUCUGCUUUUGAGAACCUUGAAUCAAGUAAUUCUCCUGCACAAGAUGCUGUUAUUCUUGUCUUCACUAGAAUUGCUGAAGAUCACAUUCGAAAUGGAUUUCAGCCAGCCACUGCUGUGGAAUCACCUGUAACUGCAAGGCUUUUAAUCACAACAAGCACGUUACAUUUAUUGACUGGUAAUGAAGGUCAGGUGAUUUCAGAACUGAGACAAGUGAGUGGGGCUGAUAUUCAACUACUGCAUGGAGAGCCAAUUCCUAAUGCUUCAGAUAAUGAUGUGGUAGUCCAGAUCACUGGUGGAUACAGAUGCGUGGAAAAUGCUCUACGUAAAAUCACUUCUAUAAUUAGGGAUAAUCCUUUGACCAAUGAGUUGCUUGCUGAAGCAAAAAUCAAACCAAGUUUUCCUUUAAAUAAAGAUACCGUUAGGAGUAAGUUCAUUACCCGCAAAAAAUCUUCUUUUCCUUUUGCAAGGGUUCCACCACAGAAUGCAGGGGUCUAUCAAGCUAAAAAGGUCACAGAAAAUGGGGAAUCACAUACGAAUUUAAUCGAGAAUGUGGAACCUGGCAGAGGAAACAUUGUUGCCACUGUGACAAACACUACCGUGGAGAUUAUAGUCUCAGAGCAUGUCUUUGGUUCUGUUUAUGGUGAGGAUGGCGGCAAUUUAGAUCGAAUUAGACAGAUUUCAGGUGCAGAUGUUACUGUAUUUGAUCCCAGCAGCACCGGUACAAGUGGAGGGAAGGUUGUGAUAUCUGGAACACCUGAUCAAACAUUUGCAGCUCAGAGUUUGCUUCAAGCUUUCAUUCAAACUGCACAAGCAAGCUGAUGGAUAGAUGGCAAGCUGCAUUUCAUUUCAUUUUAAAGUUCUUCCUUCAAAACAGGAGGAGGUGCCAUUAGUGGUUGGUGUACAUAUCACACGUCUUGACUAGUCACCUUCAACUUGUGAAUAAUAUUAUCAUUAUAGACUCACUAUUUCACUUCAAAAUGAUAUGAUGGUUACCUCCUGUAGACUAACAGACACAUUUUGUUAGAUUUCGGUUUCUGACGUUUUAUUAACCGUCUUUUUGAAAGGGCCGUGGGAGCUCCCGUUAUACCGUUAAUUGGUACUAUCAUUUUGCUCCAAGACCUAUUUAUAAAAGUUCAUCCUUUUUCUUUAGCUAGUAA